Messenger RNA from Carassius carassius (crucian carp), 2149 nucleotides. RefSeq names its product BTB (POZ) domain containing 3a (gene btbd3a). Gene Ontology annotation, cellular component: cytosol. Gene Ontology annotation, molecular function: protein binding. The transcript is spliced from 5 exons. Gene Ontology annotation, biological process: neurogenesis; cerebral cortex development; dendrite morphogenesis. Bases 146 to 1534 code for a protein of 462 amino acids. NCBI's taxonomy places the organism in Eukaryota, Metazoa, Chordata, Actinopteri, Cypriniformes, Cyprinidae. The record is from RefSeq and is a predicted model, not a curated record.
UGCGCAGUCGAUCAGGCGGAUGUUGAUGCGCAAACCAGCUGCAAACUUUCCUCACUCGAUCACUAAACCUGCUGCAUUAAUCAGCCUCUGGUUGCCAGAUCCUCUGUCAUGAAAUCCUCCUGAUUAAUUGACAUGUUUUGGUAAAAUGGCCGCUGAGCUGUUUCCUGCCAAAAAACUGGCCACUGUCGCACCCAGUGCUGUUCAACAGAUCCAGCAGCAGAACGUCAGCAACAACAACACCAUCCAGGGAUGUAACUGGCAAGGCUUGUAUCCCUCCAUCAGAGAGAGAAACGCGGUCAUGUUCAACAACGAGCAGAUGGCUGAUAUUCAUUUUGUGGUGGGACCUCCCGGAGGAACCCAGCGAGUGCCGGGACACAAGUAUGUCCUGGCUGUGGGUAGUUCUGUAUUUCAUGCCAUGUUCUACGGAGAACUGGCUGAAGAAGAGGAUGAGAUCCGGAUCCCCGAUGUGGAGCCAGCGUCAUUCCUGGCCAUGUUGAAGUAUAUCUACUGUGAUGAGAUCGACCUGUGUGCAGACACCGUUCUCGCCACGCUGUACGCUGCCAAAAAAUACAUCGUUCCCCACUUGGCCCGCGCUUGCGUCAACUUCCUGGAGACCAGCCUGAGUGCGCGAAACGCCUGCGUCCUGCUCUCUCAGAGCUGCCUGUUCGAGGAGCCCGACCUCACGCAGCGCUGCUGGGAGGUGAUCGACGCACAGGCCGAGCUCGCGCUCCGUUCCGAGGGAUUCUGCGACAUCGACGCUCAGACUCUGGAGAGCAUCCUGCGGCGCGAGACGCUCAACGCCAAAGAGAUGGUGGUGCUGGAGGCGGCGUUGAGCUGGGCCGAGGCCGAGUGUCAACGACAGGAUCUCCAGCCCACCAUAGAGAACAAACGGCUUGUUUUGGGAAAGAACAUCUACCUGAUACGCAUCCCGGCGAUGGCGCUCGAUGAUUUCGCCAACGGUGUUGCGCAGUCCGGCGUGCUGACGCUCAAUGAAACCAACGAUAUCUUCCUGUGGUACACAGCGGCCAAGAAACCGGAGCUCAAGUUCGUCUGCAAGCCACGUAAAGGGUUGGCUCCGCAGAGGUGCCACCGCUUUCAGUCCUGCGCCUACCGCAGCAAUCAGUGGCGAUACCGCGGCCGCUGCGACAGCAUCCAGUUCGCCGUGGACAAGCGCGUCUUCAUCGCCGGGUUCGGGCUGUACGGCUCCAGCUGCGGCUCGGCCGAGUACCAGGCCAAGAUCGAGCUGAAGCGCCAAGGCAGCGUGACGCUCGGCGUCUCCAUCAUCAAGUACUUCUCCGACGGCUCCAGCAACACCUUCCCCGUCUUCUUCGAGCACCCGGUGCAGAUCGAACCCGACACCUUCUACACAGCCAGCGUGGUUCUGGACGGGAACGAGUUGAGUUAUUUUGGCCAGGAGGGGAUGACGGAGGUCCAGUGUGGGAAGGUGACCUUCCAGUUCCAGUGUUCGUCAGACAGCACCAACGGGACGGGUGUGCAGGGGGGGCAGAUCCCAGAACUCAUAUUUUAUGCUUGAGAGCGUCCCGUUUCGAUUAAUUAGAACCCGAUGUUUAGGGAAGUGCUGCUCUGAAUUUGCACCGAGGCUGCAAAAAGAUGAUUAGAGAUUACUGACAAUCCAUAUAGACUAUGUUAGAAGUGUUUGUGCACCUAAAAGAAUGAAGUUUGGUUAUCGUUUACUCACCCUCACUGUCGUAUAUCACGCUGCUGUUUUCAACCCAGGAUCAGUGGAGACUGGGGCGGUCAGAGUUCAGAAAUAUCGAAGCGGUCUAUAUAACUGGUGAGCUGUAAUUUACAACACAAAAGAGUCUGGGGUCAGUAGGCAACAUUGGAAGUGGAUCAAAACCUUUCAUCAAAGCUGUCCUAAAACCAUUAAGACAACUCUUAUGAAAUGUUUUGAUCCACUUCAAUUGUUGACGACUACUGUAUUUAAAAAAGAAAAUGUAAUACUUUUAAGGAUCUAUUAAAUGAAUUAAAAGUUACAGCAAUGACAUAAAAUGUUACGAAAGGUUUCAAAUUCAAAUAAAUGCUUUUCUUUUGAAUCUUCUAAUCAUCAAAGAAUCCUGAAAAAAAAAUCAGUUUAAGCAAUACUUAAUAAUAAGCAGCAGCACAGCUGUUUAACAUUCAUAAGAAU